Messenger RNA from Macadamia integrifolia, 1154 nucleotides. RefSeq lists its product as uncharacterized. The record is from RefSeq and is a predicted model, not a curated record. Bases 56 to 892 code for a protein of 278 amino acids. NCBI's taxonomy places the organism in Eukaryota, Viridiplantae, Streptophyta, Magnoliopsida, Proteales, Proteaceae. The transcript is spliced from 3 exons.
UUUUUCAUCUUCAUCAUCAUCUUCAUUUUAUCUUCAUCUUCUUGAGGCUCAGAAAAUGGGUCUGAUUCGAGAAGAGAAGGCUCUUGAAGGUGAUGGGUUCCUGAUCAGUAGCCUUGAAGAGCAGAUUUCUGAGUUUUACGGCGAAGAUUCCGGUGGCUUUGAUCGGCCUUUUGAGGAUGAUUGUGGUGAUGAUGAAUCCAAUGGCAGUGAUUCAAUGGAGAGAACUGUGUUCUGGGAAUCAAAACAUGACCUGCUUCUGGAAAUUCUUGAGUAUAGUAGCCCAACAGGGUUGAAGCUACAUGAAGAAGUUAGAAAAGCAUUGGAAAAGGCUAGAGAGACAGCAUUGUGUCAAUGUAGAAACCCUAGCUUUAAUGGCUGUUCUAAAUGCUUACGGCGAGCUGUCGUCGAUCAUCUUUGUGAUAAGGGACUCAAUGCUGCACUUUGCACAUCCAAAUGGAAAUCUACAUCUAAGAUGCCAGGAGGAUCCCAUGACUACAUAGAUGUCAUUUUUAGCAGAUCAGGGCAUAAGAAGGAAUCUAAGUACUUAAUUGAAUUAGAAUUUCGGGCUGAAUUCGAGAUGGCGAAAUCUUGCGAUGAAUACCGGGAAUUGAUAAAUCAACUGCCAGAGUUUUUCGUUGGGAAACCGGAGCAAUUCAAUGCAAUUUUACGUGUCGUAUGUGACGCGGCGAAGAGAUCAAUGAGUGAGAUGAAAAUCCACAUGGGACCAUGGAGGAAGAGGAGAUUUAUGCAGAUGAAAUGGUCAGCUUCUUAUCAGAGAUGUUCUUCCAAGCAACAAUCCUCUAUUGAAUCUGUAUUGCCAAGGAAGGUGCAUAUGUCUAUCCCCAGAUACUGCCUACAGUUUGCUACACCUACAGCAUUAAAAGUCACCUGAGCUAUUUUGCUCUGAAAUCUUACAUUAUCAGAUCAAAAUCUUGGGCUUUCUUCUGGGCUUUGUACAACUAAUAGUACGUACUAGUAGUGCUUGUAAGUUUCUAAGAAUUAGAAUACAACAAAUAGAUGAGAUCAAAUAUGGGCCCAAGAUGCCCAAGUUUACUUGGAUCUGUUAUGUAUACAAGGCUAAUGAAGGCAUGUAAGUUUUUGUAUUUAAACUUCAAAAGUAACAAAGAAGGGUUUUGUAAUGAAAGGAGGCAGUU